Molecule: messenger RNA, 1556 nt
Organism: Alternaria rosae
Lineage: Eukaryota; Fungi; Ascomycota; Dothideomycetes; Pleosporales; Pleosporaceae
Product: guanine nucleotide binding protein, alpha subunit
Exons: 6
Coding region: 385-1452 (355 amino acids)
Biological process (GO): adenylate cyclase-activating G protein-coupled receptor signaling pathway
Cellular component (GO): heterotrimeric G-protein complex
Molecular function (GO): GTPase activity; GTP binding; G protein-coupled receptor binding
Source: RefSeq, a predicted model, not a curated record
AUCUAGCUCACCAAGACGACCCUACCAACCAUACAACACCACCACCACCGUCGCAUUCCAAACCCCAGCCCGUCCUCGCGCGCCAGCCCGACCCCGCUCCCAUUGUUGCCGCCGUCCACGCUGGCGACGACGCUGCCGCGCCCGCUCACCUCGCGAGGCCCCCUUUGACGGAGCUGCGUGUCGGAUUAAGCCGACCAAGCGUCACCACAGCUCCAGCAACGCGCCAGCCGUCACGCCGCCAUCCGGACCAGAGCCUCGCUCCCAUCGCUGCUUCCACUCCACGCCGACGGUUCUGCGACGCGCUGAGCCUCGUGCUCCAUCAUUAUCCCGUGCCCGACUCCCCCCCAACGCCCGCGGCCGCGAGCCGCACCACACGCCGGCAUUAUGGGCAUCUGCAUGAGCACCAACAACGACGAUGUCGAGCAGAAGAAGCGCAGCCAGGCUAUUGACCGCAAGCUCGAGGAGGACUCGCGACGGUUACGGCGGGAAUGCAAGAUCCUGCUGUUGGGCUCCGGAGAGAGCGGAAAGUCGACCAUCGUCAAGCAGAUGAAGAUCAUACAUCAGAACGGCUACACGCAGGAAGAGCUCGCCAUGUACCGCCUGACCAUAUACAAAAACGUCAUUGACUGCGCAAAAGCCCUCAUUGGCGCCAUGCGACAAUUCGACGUUAGCCCCGAGAAGCCAGGCAACGCCCAACUCUGCGACUACCUGCUCGACUACACAGUCGACCCCGACCCUGAGAAACCCCUCGAUGUACGGGUAGGCCAGGCCAUCACAUCCAUGUGGAGCGACCCAUGCGUCGGCAAAGUCCUGGAGCACUCGAGCGAAUUCUAUCUCAUGGACUCUGCGCCAUACUUCUUCGAUGAGGUAGAACGGAUAUCCGACCCCAACUAUGUACCAAUCGAAUCCGACGUCUUGCGGGCGCGUACCAAGACCACCGGUAUAUACGAAACACGAUUUACAAUGGGUCAGCUCAGCAUACAUAUGUUCGACGUAGGGGGCCAACGGAGCGAGCGCAAGAAAUGGAUACACUGUUUCGAAAACGUCACAUCAAUCAUCUUCUGCGUGGCAUUGAGCGAAUACGAUCAAGUCUUGUUAGAAGAAAGCUCACAAAACCGAAUGAUGGAGAGCUUAGUGCUCUUCGAUUCGGUAGUCAAUAGCCGGUGGUUCAUGAGGACCAGUAUUAUCCUGUUCCUCAACAAGGUCGAUCUGUUCAAAGCGAAACUUGCGCGAUCUCCACUUGGCAAUUACUUUCCAGAUUACUCUGGUGGGAAUGAUGUCAAUCGUGCCGCCAAGUACCUGUUGUGGAGGUUCAACCAGGUCAACCGAGCACACUUGAACCUAUACCCUCACCUAACACAAGCCACUGAUACAUCCAACAUCCGGCUCGUCUUUGCCGCUGUCAAGGAAACAAUACUGCAGAACGCGCUAAAAGACUCCGGCAUACUAUGAUCGUCUACGCAGCACCGACCCCAACUCUUGACGGCCACGCAUACGAACUAUGAGUGCUCCGACAUGCUCAGCUUCCUCCUUCCGCCAUACCCAUACAUUUACAU